GGCCAACAGUGCAAACCAUGAUGCCACCAACAGGAGGAGCACCACAACCCCCUGCUCAACAAGUGGUGGCCAUGACGAGAGAAAAAGUGCAGAGGAUGGUGGCCGACGCGGCGGCUCAGGCUGUGCAGCAAGCCACUCACCAGACAUCCCAGGCUGCCACUGCGCCGACAACGGUGCAGGGAACACAAGAUGAGGACGUGUCGAGUUAUGGCGGAGGAGGCGAGUAUAGAGAUAGAGCUAUGGAGAGGAUGGUCGAACAGCUUAGGCAAUUGCAGGAGAAGGUGGAAGGGAGGCCAGAAAGACGUGCUCGAGGACACCCAUUCUCGAGGGAAAUUCUAGCUGCGCCAUUACCUGCAAGUUUUCGGGAGAUAAACCUGAUUUUCGAUGGAUCGAGUGACCCGUCGAGGCACGUGAGAGCAUUCGAAAACAUGUCCGUCUUACAUGGAUACUCAGAUCCGGUCAACUGCAGGGCCUUCUUGUCGACCUUACGAGGAGGUGCGCUUGACUGGUUCCACCAAUUGACUCCGGGCUCGAUCAGAGACUUUGAGGACUUCGCAGGACAACUUACUAAUCAAUACUCAAGUGCG
Molecule: messenger RNA, 587 nt
Organism: Striga hermonthica
Lineage: Eukaryota; Viridiplantae; Streptophyta; Magnoliopsida; Lamiales; Orobanchaceae
Source: the annotation of a GenBank genome assembly